GACCGUGCGCCUGCGCGCUCCCCGGGCCCGCGCCUCGCCCGCGCGCGCCGGCGGCCUGCGUCUCGGCCCGAAAGUUGUGGGCCCCGGGAGGAAGUUGAGCCUGCGGGGCUCAACGCUCGGAGAAAGCGGCCCCGCAGGCUGCGGGGGUCCGGGUGGCCAUGGAGGAGCCCCCUCUGCGAGAGGAGGAGGAGGAGGAGGAGGAGGAUGACGACGAGGAGAGGGACGAGGCCGGGCCCGAGGGCGCGCUGGGCAAGAGCCCCUCGCGGCUGACCGCCGAGGACGUGUACGACAUCUCCUUCGUGGUGGGCCGCGAGCUGAUGGCCCUGGGCAGCGACCCGCGCGUGACGCAGCUGCAGUUCAAAAUCGUGCGCGUCCUGGAGAUGCUGGAGGCGCUGGUGAGCGAGGGCAACCUGACGGCCGAGGCGCUGCGCAUGGAGCGGGACAGCCUCAGGAAGGAGGUGGAGGGGCUGCGGAGAGAGGGCCCGCCCGCCAGCCGCGAGGCAAACCUGGGACCGGACAAGAUGGUGGUUGACCUGACGGAUCCCAACCGGCCGCGCUUCACCCUGCAGGAGCUGAGGGACGUGCUGCAGGAACGCAACAGGCUCAAGUCGCAGCUCCUGGUGGCGCAGGAAGAGCUGCAGUGCUACAAGAGUGGCCUGUUUCCACCAAGAGAAGUCCCAGGAGGAAGAGAAGAAAAAGAUGUUCUGGUUUCCAGGGCCAGCAGUGCCGGCAGGAACAAGGAAGAGAAGACAAUCAUAAAGAAGCUCUAUUUUAUUGGGAGCACACCACGUCCCGGGCGUUGUUCUGGGAGCUGCGGGGACAGCCGUGAACCAGACAAAGUCCCCACGUGGGGCUUAUGUUCUAGUACGAGAGUAAGAGGGUGAACAGCUGAAGACACACAUUAGCAGGAUAAGUUUAGACAGCCCUGAGCACUAUGAAGACAGUUAAAUACGGCCCUGGGAGGGAGGGAGAAAGAUAGGGGAGUACUUCAGUUUAGGGGAGUCCUGGAAGGCUUCUAUGGGGAGACGAUAUUCGAACACAGACCUGAAGGACAAUAGAAACCUGAAGGAAGGAAGUUCCUGGCAGAUGAGACAGUAGGGUGAAGGCCUGAGGCUGGAGGUGGCUCACAGGACAGAUCACGUUGGCAGGGGCAGGGAAGAGAGUGGAGGUGAGGAGGUAGGAGGGGCCACGUCACCCAGGGCCACAUGGAUCCCGGUGAGGACUUCGGGUUUUAUUCUAAGUGCAUCGGGAAGGCGUUGGAGGGUUUUAAGCUGAACGUUAUCUAUGUAUAAGAUACUCACUCUGGCUGCUUUGUGGACGAGGCUGGGGGAGCAGGGGAAAGCGGGGCCAGUGAUGGGGGUGUUUCUCCCCCAAGGAAGGGUCUGACAGUGUCAAUUUUCACUGGCUGAGUAUCUUGUUGUAAAUAAGGCUUCCAGAAGGCAUAAACCGGUUUCUUUCUGCCUCCUCCUAAGGGAGUUCUUUGGGUCACUUAAUAGGAAUUUGAGCCUAAUAUGGCAAAAAUGAAAUGUUCCGUGCACUUCCCGGCCUAAGGGCAGUGUUUAAUGAGCGUGAGGCCACACUUUCAUGGUCAGAUAAGCUUAUUUCGCUAAUGGGAAUGAAUGAAUGACUUUCUGAAGAAGUAGGCCACGCUGAGAAGGAUUUUCGUUUUCAUCCUGAGGACAGUGGGGAGCUGAGGAAGGGUUUGAGAGGAGGAAUGACUGUCACUUCUGCGCCGCG
Messenger RNA from Microcebus murinus (gray mouse lemur), 1737 nucleotides. NCBI's taxonomy places the organism in Eukaryota, Metazoa, Chordata, Mammalia, Primates, Cheirogaleidae. The record is from RefSeq and is a predicted model, not a curated record.